ACAGAACCCUGCCGAGCCGGGACAGCAGCUGGCACCAGCAACAUGUUCAAGGGGGUGGCCAAAAGCUCCCCCAGCAGGAGCUCCCCUGUCAAACCCAGCAAGUCCUCCACCAACGAGCUGGCCGUGCUCAUCUCCCGCAUGCAGACCAACGCUGACCAGGUGGAGAAGGACAUCCUGGAGACUCAGUCCAGGCUCAAGCAGGAUUCCAGCAAUCACCAGAAGAACAAGGCUUUUGAGUUCCAGACAGAGAAUGCCAGGAACUUGAAGGAAGCUGAGACCCUGCUGAAAGAUCUGUUCCUGGAUGUGGACCGUGCCAAGAGGCUGAGACACCCACAGGCUCCUGAGAUAGAGAAAGACAUCCAGCAGCUCCACGACCGUGUGACACAGCUCUGUGCCGAGUACCGAGCCCUCUACGAGCAGCUGAACGUCCCCGAGGUGGGGCCCAGGGUGGACUGGGCCAGGAUCCUGGACCAGAAGAUGAAACAAGUCAAUGCAGGACAGUAUGGCCCUGGCAUGUCAGAGCUGGAGAAGCAAAUAGCUGAGCACAACAUCCUCCAGAAGGAGAUCGAAGCCUACGGGCUCCAGAUCAAGAACCUGCGCUCUGGGGAUGUGGCAGAUUUAAAAAGCCAGUACAAGGAUUUGCUGAAAGCUUCCAUCUGGCGAGGGCAGAGCCUUGGCAGCCUCUACCACCACCUCCAGGGCUGCACCAAGGAGCUGGGCUACCUGACAGAGCAGCAGACCAGGAUCCUGAAGCAGGACUGGAGUGACCAGAUGCUGGAUGUGCAGAGCCUGCGCAGGGAGUACGAGGAUUUCAAGUCCAAUGAGCUGCUCAGGCAGGAGGAGUUUGUGAACCACCUUCAGGACGAUGGGGACAGGAUGAUUGAGCUGAAGCACCCAGCCAUCAAACCCAUCCAGGCUCACCAGGAAGCCUUGAAGAACGAGUGGCAGAAUUUCCUGAAUCUCUGCAUUUGCCAGGAGAGCCAGCUGAAAAGUGUGGAGAGCUAUAAGAAGUUCCAGGAUGAUGCUGAGGCUGUGAGCCGCUCCCUGAAGAAGAUGAGCUCUGACCUGGACACCAAAUACAGCAAGUUCAACAAAGACAGCCCUGGGGUGGUGUCAGACCUGCUGCUCCAGCUGGAGAAUGAGGAGAAGGUGUUGAAGCAGGCAGAGAAGAGCAUCAGUGACCUGAAGAGAAGGAGCAGAGAGAUCAGCCCUCUGAAACUGCGCAGGACACGGCCCCCUGAGCCCCUCAGCCUGGACACCCUCUGUGACUGGGAUGCUGGGGAGGUGCAGCUGACCAGAGGGGACAAGUACACCCUGAAGGACAACAGUAACCCAGAGAUGUGGGUGGUCCAGAGCAGCACUGGAGUGGUCCAGGAGGCGCCUUCUGCCUGUUUCUCCAUCCCUCCUCCUGACCCUGAGUCCAUAGACAAGGUCAACAGGUUGGAAGGGGAGCUGGGCACGGUGAAGCAGAAGCGAGCAGCGGUCCAGAGCAGCCUGAGACGCAGCCAAAAGGAGCAGGUCCAGCCCAGCCAGCAAGCUCAGUCCAGGAGCCCUCCAGCAGUCCAGGAUGAUCCCCAAGCUGACAGGCUCCUCAGCAGCCUGGAUCGUGUUGGCAAGGACUUGGUCCAGGUAGAGAAGGAGGUUUUGAACAGAGUGAGGUCUCCUGUGAACUACAGUGACCCCACAGAUGACCUUGGCAGGAGGAUCAAACAGCAGCAGGAAACAACAAAGAAACUGGAGAACCUGGGGGCAGCCAAGGAUGCCUUGCAGAAGGAGUGUGAGACCUACCUUUCCAAGAAACCCACCAGCACCUCGGCUUCCCAGCUGCCUGUCACACUGAAUGCCCUCAGGAGCAAAUACAACGAUGUCAAUGUGCUCUCCAGCCUGUACAACGAGAAGGCUAAGGCUGCCCUGAACCUGGAGACUCAGAUUGAGAACACAGACAAGAUUGUCAGCACGUUUGAGGCCAAGCUGGCUCAGGACAGCAUCAUUCCUGCAUCCCCCAAUGCCCUGCAGGACCGGGCCAAUGACCUGCAGAAGAUGAGGCGUGACCUGGUGGCCCAGGAGGACUGUGUGCUGAAGCUGAACCGGGGGCUCAAGGAUGCUGAGCACAGCUGCAGUGCUGUGCAGAACAACUUCCAGGAGUACUGCCCUGACCUGCCCCGCCAGAGGAGGGAGGUGCAGCUCCUCAAUGAUCGCUACCACGCCGUGGCUGACCAGCUGGACCAGCGAGAGAAGACCCUCAGAAACAUCAGCCUCACCUACCAGCAGUUCCAAAACUCCAAUGAGAACCUGAUGUUCUGGAUGAACAACUUACCCAAGCACCAAGUGAAGACCACUGAUGGGCCAAGCCAGAUCAAUUACAAGCUGCAGGCACAGAAGAGGCUGGUGGGGGAGAUCCAGAGCAAGGAGCCUGAGAAGAAUGCCCUGGUCAGGCUGUCCCAGAACGUGCAGUCCACACUCAAUGACUAUGAGCUUGAAGCAGGCAAAUACAGCUCUUCCCUGGACCCUUCCCUGACUGACUCUGCUGCAAAGAGGCUGCGUGUGACCCCCCUGCAGGAAAGCAUCCAGGCCCAGGAAAAUGAUGUCACCAAGCUCUACAUGGAGCUGGUAGCAGAAAGCAAAGAGCAGCUCAGCCGGCUGGAGUUUGCCAAGAAGAUUGUGGAGAAGAAGGAAGUGCAUGAGGACAUUGAAGCUGUGCAUGAACAAACCCAGAAAGCUGAAAACAAAGCCACAACAAGCAGGGAAUCUGAGGGGUUGAAAUCACAGCUGGAAGAGGAAAGGAGGAAAGUGGCCAGGAUUGAAGAGGACCUGGAGGAGCACAGAAACAAGCUGCUGAUGUUGAAAACUCAGAAGCCCAUUGAAAGAGUGGAAGAAAAAGAGGUGAUAGAAUACUACAGAGACCCACAGGUGGAGAGCAACCUGUCUAGGAUGGCACAGCAGAUUGAGGAGGAAGGCAAAAAGAGGCAGAGCCUGCAAGAAGACAUUGAUGUGAUGAGCCGUAAGCUGGCCCAGAUGGAGAGCGAGAAGAAGGUGGCUCCUGCCCAGCUCCUCACCAAAGAGAUCACCAAAAUUGAGAAGGAUCCCAGCCUGGAUGGCCAGGCAGCCAGCCUUCGCCAGGAGAUCAGGCGUCUCCAGCAGGAGAGCUUGGCUGCUGCUUCUGAGCUCGAGCAGCACAAGAGGGAGCUGCACAUGCUGGAGCGAAAGCAGCCCAACAUCCGAGAGAAAGUGGUGGUGAAGGAGCUCAUCAAACUGGAGAAAAACCCAGAAAUGCUGAAGUCUGUUAGGACCCUGCAGUUACAAAUCGAUGAGGAAUCCUUCAAAAGAAAGUCUGCAGAAGAAGCAAUAGUGAAAGUGAAGAACAAGAUUGAAGAGGUGGAAAGACUGAUUGAGACAGCAGAACCCAAAAUUAUUGUUAAGGAGGUGAAACAGGUAGAGCAGGACCCAGAGUUAUUGAAAGAAACUUCCAAGCUUAAGACUCUGAUUGAAGAAGAGAGGAGCAAAAACUUGAUGCUGACAGGUGAGCUGGGAGAGCUGCAGAGCCAGUACAGCAUUGCAGAGAAGAAAAAGCCCAGGAUAGAGGUGAAAGAGAGGGUCAAUGAGAUCUUCUUGGUGGACCCUGAAACGGAGAGGCAGAUUGCACACCUGAAAAGGGAGCUGCAGGAAGUCACUCUGAAAAACAAAGUGGAAGAGGCCUUAGCAGAGCUCAAAGUCCUCAGGGCGCAAAAACCAGAGGUGGAGUUUAAGGAGGUCAUAGAGGAGGUGGUGAAACAUGAAAAGAGUCCAGAGAUUCUCAGAGAAAUUGACAGGCUGAAGGAGCAGCUCAAUGAACUUGUGAACACCAACGGCAGGACCCAGGAGCAGCUCAUCAGGCUGCAGGGGGAAAGGGAUGAAUGGAGGAGGGAGAGAUCCAAGGUGGAAACCAAGCUGGUGAACAAGGAAGUGAUCCGAUACGAGAAUGACCCACUCUUGGAAAAAGAAGCCGAUCGCCUGCGCCAGGAGGUGCGUAACAUGUCCCAGAAGAGGAGAGCUGCAGAGGACGCCAUCUAUGACCUGCAGAACAAAUACAUGCUCCUGGAGAGGAGGAAGCCAGAGGAGAAGGUGGUUGUCCAAGAGGUGAUACUGACCCAAAAGGAUCCAAAGCUCCGGGAUGAGCACAGCAGGCUGAGGCGCAGUCUGGAUGAGGAGGUGAGCAACAGGCGCCGCCUGGAGCGCGACGUGCAGCAGGUUCGUGUGCUGGUGGAAGAGCAAGAGAAGCUGCUCAACUUUCAGGAGGAUCGAAGCAAGAGGCUUGCACUGGAGAAGGAGAUGAGACAAAUUACACUGAGAAUAAAGGAGCUGGAGGAGAGCCCAGCCCCAGUGCAAGAAAAGAUCAUUAUGGAAGAAGUGGUGAAGCUGGAGAAGGAUCCAGUGCUGGAACAGUCUGCCAGCAACCUGCGCUUGGAGCUGGACCGGGAGAAGAUGGAGGUGCUGAGCUUGCAGAGAGAAUGCAAGAACCUGCAGGUGCAAGUCGAUGUCCUGCAGAAAACGAAAUCCCAGGAGAAGACCAUUUACAAGGAGGUGAUUCGAGUGGAAAAGGACAGAGCGCUGGAGAGUGAACGUGCACGUGUCUGGGAGCUGCUGAGCAGGGAGAGGGGAGCCAAGCAAAAGGCAGAGGAAGAGGUGCGGCGGCUCCGGGAGAAGAUCGAGAGGGCUGAAGGCAUGAAGAGGACGUGGGCUCGCGAAGAGACAGAGCUGCAGAAAGCCAGGAACCUGGCCAUCCAGGAGAGAGCCAGCUUGGAGAGUGAGCUGAGGGAGCUGGAGAGGCAGAAGCAGCAGAAAGUCCUCUUCCUUCGGGAGGAAUCCAAACUGCUCAGCCAGCGGACCCAGAAUGACAGGCAGAAGAAGAAGCAGCUGGAACACGAGGUUUCCCUGCUGGAGGCAGACAUCCUUAGGGAGAAGGACCAGAUCUACAACAAGGAGAGGUUCAUUCGGGAUCUCCAGUCAAAGGUCAACCGUGAAGAAAUCAAUCACGAGACCCAGAUGAGAGAGACGAACCUCUCCACCAAGAUCUCUAUCUUGGACCCUGACACGGGGAAGGACAUGUCCCCUUACGAAGCCUACAAGCGAGGUAUCAUAGACAGAGGCCAGUACAUCCAGCUGCAAGAGCUGGAGUGUGACUGGGAAGAAGUCACCACCCUGGGCCCAAAUGGGGAGGUCUCACUUCUCCUUGACAAGAAGAGUGGGAAGCAGUACUCCAUCGAUGAUGCGCUGAGGCUGAGGAGGAUCACAAAGGAGGAGUACCAGCUGUACCGGGAUGGCAAGAUUCCCAUCUCUGAAUUUGCCUUGCUGGUGGCUGGGGAAACCAAGCCUCCCUCGUCCCUCUCAAUUGGCUCCAUCAUCUCCAAAUCCCCUCUCACAUCACCCACUACCCACCAAACCCAAACCUUCUUCCCCCCAGCCUCACAGAAAGGCAUAUGUGAUGACACAUCCCCCAUUGCUGGGGUCUAUGACACCACCACCAACACCAAGUACAACAUCAAAACUGCUGUUGCAAAGAAGCUGCUCGAUCCCAUGACAGCUCAGAAGCUCCUGGAAGCCCAGGCUGCCACGGGGGGCAUCAUAGACCUCAUUUCCAGGGACCGGUUCUCGGUCCAUAAGGCGAUCGAGAGGGGGCUGAUUGACAGGACCUACAUGCAGAGACUGCUCAAUGCCCAGAAAGCUUUCACAGGCAUUGAGGACCCCGUGACCAAGCGAAGGCUGUCUGUGGGGGAAGCAGUUCAGAAGGGUUGGAUGACCAAGGACAGUGCUUUCCCCUACCUGCAAGUCCAGCAUCUAACUGGAGGGCUCAUCGAUCCCAAGAAAACUGGUCGCAUCCCUGUGCUGGAAGCCGUCCAGACGGGGAUGAUAACGAGCAACCUGGCCAACAGGCUCCAGGAUGAGUCCAACUAUGAAAAAGAUCUGCUUGACCCUGUCUCUAAAGAGAAGAUAAACUACAAGGAGGCCAUGGCUCUCUGCCAGAAGGAUUCCCUGAGCCAGCUGCUGCUGCUGCCGGCCGCGUCGGAGGGGUACCAGCGGUACCACCAGGCGAGCCGCUCCCCCAGGCUCUCACGGUUCAGGCACUGAAUGGACCAAGGCACACACUGGGGCUGGUUCCUUCAGGAGUUCAUCCCUUCAGAACACCUCUCCCCACGGAGGCAGCAGGCUCACAGGAAUGGAGAUCUAGUAUUUAGGGCUGCCUAUCUUCUCUCUUAGCUACCUGCCUCCCAACACAGCUCGGCCGUGCCAGGAAGAAAACAUGGUCGUGGGUCUGCCAUGGAGGAAUCCCCACAGUCCCUGGGUGCUGUUUCCUGAUCAGCCCAGAGAGGGGCUGAGUCUGAGAAUUUCAUGGGCAGUAGGUUAAACGUGGCUAUGCCCAGAGAGGGGAGAGACAGAGUGUUUUCCAGUUGGGUCAUUCUGCAUGCAAUAAACAUAGCAAGUGAGUGUC
This is a messenger RNA of Oenanthe melanoleuca, 6466 nucleotides long. RefSeq names its product envoplakin (gene EVPL). Gene Ontology annotation, cellular component: cytoplasm; intermediate filament; membrane. Gene Ontology annotation, biological process: wound healing; intermediate filament cytoskeleton organization. Lineage: Eukaryota; Metazoa; Chordata; Aves; Passeriformes; Muscicapidae. Gene Ontology annotation, molecular function: structural molecule activity; cadherin binding. The record is from RefSeq and is a predicted model, not a curated record.